Molecule: messenger RNA, 621 nt
Organism: Phytophthora infestans T30-4
Lineage: Eukaryota; Oomycota; Peronosporomycetes; Peronosporales; Peronosporaceae
Exons: 5
Coding region: 1-621 (206 amino acids)
Source: RefSeq, a predicted model, not a curated record
AUGGCUAAUCCACCACAGGCAACUUGCACCCUAUUACCCGACAAUUUACGCGAAGGGUGGCCAACACACAGCCCUAUAGAUGUCCGUCUCCGCCACGAGCUCGUUGUGAGUCUCCGGUGCGGGACCGUCAGCCAGGAAGUUAACCAGCUGAUCGAUCUUGUCCUUCUGCGCGGCGUCACUGGCCAAGAAGCUCUGCAGAUCUCCCAGACCCGAUGGCUGAGCAAGACUGUCAACCAAUGCGUCGAGCUCGUCUUGUCGGGCCUGUUGCCCCUCGGCGAAAACGUCGUCGUUGACCAGCAAUAUGUGACGCUUUUUGGAGUUGCAGCAACAACGAGUCGCUGUCAACGACGCAUCACUUUCCCUUGCAGCGUGCCAUGGCACUACAUUUCGGCUGGAAUCCGAGCAGAGACCACACUCUACGAGGUUGGGGCUGGGACGGUGGAGUCCACGUGCCCCUUAGCCAUUAAAGAAGCGGCACCCAAGACCGACCACCAACGCAGCUCCAAGAAAAGCACAACUCGAGAUUUUGUUCCCACUCGGUUACCGUCCGGAACUCUACACGCGCGUGAUGAAGCAGGUCCGGAUCAAAGCAAGACCUUCCAGGCUGCAAAGACGCUGUAG